AUGCCAGAACACAUCGAAAUCCGACCCGAUACGAGCAGCCAAUCAUCCGACUCCACCUCGGAUUGUCAACAAGUUGAAGAAGUAAUAGAAGAAGUCCGACGAGUCUACCCCAAUAUCCACACUACAAUGGGGUUUAGAGAACUCCUGUACCCCGCAGAAAAAAAGAGAUCAAAGGGCGUCCCGCGUCCCCAGAAUUGUUUCAUGUUGUAUCGCAAAGACAUAAGGGCCAGGUUCGCAAGAGAAGGAAACGCAUUGUCGGUAGCCGAAUCUUCUCGGAUCGCCGCUGAGAGUUGGCGGAACCUUCCGCAGGAAGAGAAAAAUUUCUGGCAUGCUCUAUAUGAAAUUGUCAAAAUGCAGCAUGCGAUCAAAUAUCCAAACUAUAAGUAUCAGCCUGUUAGAGGCAAACAGGCCAAAAAAGGUCGUGGUAUGAUUAUAGUCGAUGGGAUUAAACGCUCCGAUAAAGACGACAAGUCGGAUAAAAACGGUCAAAUGCAGUAUCAGGGGAAAUUUUCCGCCACUGAGAAGAUUUAA
Messenger RNA from Paraglomus brasilianum, 531 nucleotides. The record is from the annotation of a GenBank genome assembly. NCBI's taxonomy places the organism in Eukaryota, Fungi, Glomeromycota, Glomeromycetes, Paraglomerales, Paraglomeraceae.